Messenger RNA from Etheostoma cragini (Arkansas darter), 2169 nucleotides. RefSeq names its product mohawk homeobox a (gene mkxa). Gene Ontology annotation, biological process: muscle organ development; cell development; regulation of transcription by RNA polymerase II. The record is from RefSeq and is a predicted model, not a curated record. Gene Ontology annotation, cellular component: nucleus. Bases 254 to 1348 code for a protein of 364 amino acids. The transcript has 7 exons. Gene Ontology annotation, molecular function: DNA-binding transcription factor activity, RNA polymerase II-specific; RNA polymerase II cis-regulatory region sequence-specific DNA binding. Lineage: Eukaryota; Metazoa; Chordata; Actinopteri; Perciformes; Percidae.
GCGGCGCAGGCCGCUGGAUAAAGCGGAGGAGGAGACGGCGGUCCGGGUGGAUUGAGCUCAGGAUCUCAGGACGGGAACAUGUGAGCAGGGAAUGGGCGACUGGAAACAGGAUUAUUGUUCUACACAGCAGAGACACGCAGGAGGGGCCCGGGACAGGAGAGACACGGGCACACUGUGACAAAUCCGAGGAGUUUUUUUUUUUUCCUUUUUAAUUUUUGCGCAUCAGAGAAAUCGGGGGAAUAUCUGGCCAAAGAUGAACACCAUUGUGUUUAACAAACUGAGCAGCCAGGUCCUGUUUGAGGAGAAGGCGAAAGAGGUGGAAAUGAGCAGCAGAAAUUAUCUAGAAGUCAUCGACGGGCAACAUGCAGACCUCCUCUCCAGCAACCAGAGCAUCAGAGACAACCAGGCCAUCAGACACAGGCGGAGCGGGGGUCGGCCCAGCGGCGGUAAAGUGCGGCACAAACGCCAGGCCCUGCAGGACAUGGCGAGACCGCUCAAGCAGUGGCUCUACAAGCACCGAGACAACCCCUACCCCACCAAGACGGAGAAGAUCCUGCUGGCCCUCGGCUCGCAAAUGACCCUGGUCCAGGUCUCCAACUGGUUUGCUAAUGCCAGGAGGCGACUGAAGAACACGGUGCGGCAGCCAGACCUGAGCUGGGCGCUCAGGAUCAAGCUCUACAACAAAUAUGUCCAGGGCAACGCGGAGAGGCUGAGCGUCAGCAGCGAGGACAGCUGCUCAGACGACGGGGACAACCCUCAGAGGACGCAGAGCGGCCCCGAGGAGCUCAACAAGCCCAUGUACCAGAGCGUGAUCAAGAAGGAGGGCUCCUCCAUGGUGGGCAUGGGCAUGGGCAUGGCCAUGGGUAUGGGAGCGGGACUGCGCUCGGCUGCCUCCCUUGCCGAGGACUAUGUGUCUCCGCCCAAGUACAAGAGCAGCCUGCUGCACCGCUACCUGAACGACUCACUUCGCCACGUCAUGGUCGCCAACGCCGUCAUGGACGCUCGCAAGAGGAACCACUCCGGCUCCUUCAGCUCCAACGAGUACGAUGACGAGCUGCUCUCGCCGUCCUCCUCUGAGGCUGAGGCGAACUUUGUUUAUCGGGCUGAAACCACAGACCAUGGAUCAAGUAAAUGUGACAACGGCAGCGGUGGCGUCGGAAGUGCGCAAAAGGAGAGGGUGAAGGGCAAAGACGAGACAUACUGGAGAGAGAUCAACGCCGCUAUGGCCUUGACCAACUUGGCGCAAGGGAAGGACAGCACCUCCGGGACCACCAGCUGCAUCAUCCAGAAGUCCUCCCACAUAGCAGAGAUCAAGACUGUCAAAGUGCCUCUAAUGCAGAAAUAUUAGCCCUGACGUCGUUCUCCCAUCUCUUUAUGCAAACCAGCAAACAUUCCUGUUUCAGCAAAACUCGCCAGAGUCCAAAUAAACUCUGGCAGCAGUGGAAAGAGAAGAGGGUUGGGGGGGGGGAGGUUUGGUUGUUAUUGGUGUCUUAUAAAGUGCGAACGAGGCCAUGACCAUCAUUUUCUUUGCUGGGUUGACAGACAAAUGUCGGUGAGUUUCACUGCAGUAUUUCCUAAAACAAGACACUUUUGUAACGUUAACUUAUUUUUGGAUGAUUUUUUUUAUUUCAUUUUUUUUAUGCUACGAAAAUUUGUAUUUUGCCAAAAGUGCCUUUGUUGUUUAGACAAAUAAAGCCGACUUUGGUCAAUGCAAAGUGCGGAUACUGAGGUGCCUCUCACUCUUCGGGAUUUGUUUUGUGAAUGAAAUCCAUAACAGCCUGUGCCUUAAGGACUGAAUGAGCUCACCAUCUGAGGCACUGAUGAACUCAAAUAGCGCACACACACACACAAACAGACACACACACACACACACACUCCUUAGAAAACACCCAGCAGUAACUCCCUGAAGGUAUUGUGCUUAUUUUGGCUGGAGUCUUCAUUUUGACUGUUAACCAAACGCUGUUUUGUCUCAGUCAGCCUCUCGUUGCCGGCAGCUCAACAAUAACUGUUGGAUAUGUACAGUAGAUAAGCUGCCCCUAACAUGAGCAGCAGAUCUCCAAGCAGUCUCCGCCUUGUCCACAUGUCGGCCUUGGAUUUCAUUACCCAGCGAAGGAUUCCUUUCUUAUCGGGGCUGUUGGUUGCUGAAACGUGCCCAAACGCUCAGCUGUG